Messenger RNA from Tachyglossus aculeatus (Australian echidna), 2430 nucleotides. RefSeq names its product podocan like 1 (gene PODNL1). The record is from RefSeq and is a predicted model, not a curated record. The transcript is spliced from 10 exons. The coding region runs from base 70 to 1791 and encodes 573 amino acids. Gene Ontology annotation, molecular function: protein binding. NCBI's taxonomy places the organism in Eukaryota, Metazoa, Chordata, Mammalia, Monotremata, Tachyglossidae.
UCUGGAUUCAAUUAGGGAGCUGAGUUACGCAGGAGAGGAGAGAACGAGACGGAGAGCUGGGGUCUGGCUAUGCGGCUAAGCCUGCUGGUCCUGCUGCUGGGAAUCCCGUCUGCCCGGAGUCAGGAUGCCAACGCCUUCCCCCACCCGGGAGAGAGCUCGCAGCCCCCACCCCGCGCCUGUCCACCCCGCUGCUCCUGUCCUCUAGAUGACACAGUGGACUGUGAGGGGCUGGACCUGGAGCUCUUCCCUGACAACAUCACCAAAGCCGCCCAACACCUCUCGCUGCAGAACAACCAACUUCUGGAGAUCCCCUACAAUGAGCUGUCCCGCCUCAGCAAUCUCAAGACCCUCAACCUGCACAACAACCUCAUCUCCUCUGAAGGCCUUCCAGAUGAAGCUUUUGAGUCCCUGUCGGCACUCCAGUACAUCUAUCUGGCCAACAAUAAGCUCACAGUGGCCCCCCAAUUCCUGCCUCGCUCCCUGCGCAUCGCUGACCUGGCGGCCAACCAGCUGACCGAAAUCUACCCACUCACAUUCGGAGAGAAACCUGGGCUCAGGUCUGUGUACCUCCAUAACAACCAGUUGAGCAACGCCGGUCUCCCUUUUGAGGCCUUCAAUGGCUCAGAGGCCGUCACCACCCUCAUCCUGUCCAGCAACCAACUCAGCUACCUCCCGCCUAGCCUGCCCCCAUCGCUGGCCAGACUUCACCUACAGAACAAUCGGAUUACCUGGGUGCCCCGGGGGGCCCUGAGCCGCCAGCAGAAACUGCGGGAACUCUACCUGCAAAACAACAACCUGUCUGACACGGGCAUAGACCCCUCCACCUUCAGCAAGCUCAAGAGCCUAGAAUACCUAGAUCUGUCCAACAACCAUCUGGGGGAGGUACCAGCCGGCCUCCCCCCGGGCAUCAUCAUCCUGCACUUGGGCAGGAAUCGGAUCCGCCACCUCCCCGCCGAGCGACUGAGCCAGGUGCGGGGGCUGCAGUACCUGCUGCUGCAGAACAACGAGCUGGUGGCAGGUGGGGUGCACCGUGACGCCUUCCUCCGCCUCCGUGCCCUCCACACCCUGCACCUUUACAACAACCAGCUGGAGCGGGUGCCUGAAGGGCUGCCCAGGCGGGUCCGUUCCCUCAUGCUGCUUCACAACCGCAUCGGGGCCAUCGGUCCCGAUGACUUUGCAACCACCUACGCCCUCACUGAGCUCAACCUCAGCUACAACCAGCUCUACAGUGCCCGGCUCCACCGCCUGGCCUUCCGCAAGCUCCGCCAGUUGCAGACCCUCGACCUGGCAGGAAACCACCUGACCCUGUUGCCCGCCGGGCUGCCCGCCAGCCUGCAGGUGCUCAAACUGCAGAAGAACCAACUGAAUACUCUGGGGCCUGAGGUGCUGGUGGGGAUGAAUGGGCUCAGGGAGCUGCACCUGGCUCACAAUAGGCUCCGGAUCGGCUCCAUCGCCCCCGGAACUUGGCAGGAAAUCCUGGGCCUCAAGCUCCUGGAUCUCAGCAGCAACGAAUUGUCCUUCGUGCCCCCGGAUCUGCCCGAAGCCCUGGAGUACCUCUACCUGCAGAAUAACCGUAUCAGCAGUGUAGGCUCGGAGGCCUUCCUCACCACGCCCUACCUGCGGACACUCAUCCUUAGGUCCAACCGGCUGCUCAUGACCAGUAUUGCCCCAGGGGCCUUUCUGGACCUGGCACACCUGGAGGUGGUGGAUACUACGGGCAACCUGGAACCUGUCAUCGUCAAGCUGCCCAAGCCCCGACGCCAACCCCGAGCUAGCCCUAAGGACCCCUGAGUUGAGCCGGCAAGCGGCCCGCAGAGACCCUGGGGUCCUCCUUUGGCACACUGCCUAGCUCCCCCUGCUACUGUUUUCCCUUCAGGCUCUGCUACACUGCACUUGUGGCAUCCAAGGGACUGAUGCCCGCUCUCUCUUCCUGCAUCUCAAGGGCUGGGAGCUGGCACGGUGAGCAGAAGGCUCAAGGAGUAGGGCAUUAUGUUGGCCAGAGAGGGCACAGUGCCAACUCCUCCACCCUCCGGCUGGGCCGGGUAUGCGCUCCCUCACCUCCCUGUAUUUAAUAGAAAUGGGUAUUUAUGCUCCAUGACCGCUACCUCCAGCUCUCAAUCAAUUAGUGGUAUUUAUUGAGCGCUUUCUGUGUGCAGAGCACUGUACUGAGCGCUUGGGAGAGUACGAUGCAACAGAGUUGGUAGACAUGUUCCCUGCCCACACCAGUUUACAGUCCAUGGGAGAGUAUGGAGGGUUGGUAGGAGGAAGCGGAUGACAGAGUGACCCAAUCCAAAGAUGUUUCUCUCUUUUGCACUCUUGCUCUCUCCCCACUCAGACACACACACACUCUCUCUCUCAUACACACGCACACAAUGUAGGCAGAAGGCAGGACAAUGAGAGAAAAGGAGAGACUGAGCCAUGACUCAUGUG